This is a messenger RNA of Salvia miltiorrhiza (redroot sage), 2803 nucleotides long. RefSeq lists its product as uncharacterized. The transcript has 24 exons. Gene Ontology annotation, molecular function: oxidoreductase activity; methyltransferase activity. NCBI's taxonomy places the organism in Eukaryota, Viridiplantae, Streptophyta, Magnoliopsida, Lamiales, Lamiaceae. The record is from RefSeq and is a predicted model, not a curated record. The coding region runs from base 41 to 2623 and encodes 860 amino acids.
AUAUUGCUAAUCUCACCAUACAACUUCACUACAAGGUAAGAUGAUAAGAGUGGCGGUGAUAGGCGGCGGUGUAAGUGGGUUGGCAGCAGCAUAUGUUUUAGCGAAAGAAGGUGUGGAUGUGGUGCUGUAUGAGAAGGAGAAGAGUUUAGGUGGUCAAGCCAUGACUGCUAUUGUUCAUGACACUACUCCUUUCGAUUUACGUUUUAUGAUUUUUACUCAGGCUAUGUAUCCGGAAGUGAUGGAACUAUUUGAGAGUGUUGGAGUUGAUACUGACGUCUCUGACAUUUCAUACUCUGUGAGCUUGGAUCAAGGCCAAGGUUAUGAAUGGGGCACUCGAAAUGGACUCUCCAGUUUGUUUGCACAAAAGAAGAAUAUGUUGAAUCCAUGGUUUUGGAAAAUGAUUAGGGAAAUCAUUAAGUUCAGAGACGACGCUUCUCUUUAUGUUGAAGAGCUCGAUAACAGUCCAUAUAUUGACCGGAAUGAAACACUGGGGACCUUCGUCCAAUCCCGUGGUUACUCUGAGUUAUUUCAGAAAGCUUUUCUUAUUCCAAUUUGUGCUUCUAUUUGGUCAUGCUCUUCUUCAUUAGUGAUGACUUUCUCUGCCUAUUUAACACUUUCGUUCCUGCGUAAUCAGGACACUUUGGAGCUUCUUGGUCUCACUAAACGGCUUACAACGAAAUGGCUUUCACAAAGUUAUGUCCAUGGGAUCAAGAAAGAGCUAGAAUGUAGAGGCUGUCAAGUGAAAAUCAAUUCUGAAAUACAUUCAGUUUCUACCUGUGACAUGGGUUGUACUAUUACAUAUAAGGAUGGCUCGGAAGAAGCAUAUGAUGGGUGCAUAAUUGCUGCACAUGCUCCAGAUGCUCUAAAGAUCCUAGGAAAGCAGGCGACAUACGAUGAAUUAAGAAUACUUGGUGGUUUUCAAUAUGCCUACAGUGAUAUCUUCGUUCACCAUGACGAAAAUCUGAUGCCAAAAACCCGAGGGGCAUGGGGCUGGAAGAAUUUUCUUGGAAUCAACAACGACAAAGCUUGUAUAACGUAUUGGCUAAACAAUAUCCAGAAUAAUAGUGUUCCAUUUUUCGUGACUCUAAAUCCACCUCAUACACCUAAGCAUAUAUCUUCCAAGUUGUCAACUAGCCAUCCUAUACCAUCAGUUUCUGCAAGCAGAGCUUUGUCAAAACUUAAUGAUAUCCAAGGGAAGAGAGGACUAUGGUUCUGUGGAGCAUAUCAAGGCUAUGGCUUCCCUGAGGAUGGAGUAAAGGCAGGGAUACUUGCUGCAAACGGCAUGCUUAGAAAACACUAUACUUUUUCAAACAACCCCAAAUGCAUGGUUCUAUCCUAUCUUGAAACUGGGGCUUGUGUUGUCGUUACGAGAUUCCUUGAGCGAUUUAUUGUUACUGGAUGUCUAAUUCUUUUGGAAGAAGGUGGUAAAAUAUUUACCUUUCAAGGUACAAAUAAAAAGAACAAUUUAAAAGUUACUUUGAGAGUUCACAAACCCCAGUUCUAUUGGAAGGUCGCAAUGGAGGCUGAUUUAGGAUUUGCCGAUGCCUACAUUAAUGGUGAUAUUUCGUUUGUUGAUGCAAACCAAGGCCUUCUCAACUUUCUUCUACUGAUGAUAGCAAAUGCACAGAUGAAUGCGUACAAGGAAAGAAGACGGUGGACACUAUUUCUUUACACAUCUUUAGCAUCAACUGCAAAAACAUUCAUCAAGCAUGUUUCCAGAAGAAACACGCUAUUUCAGGCACGCCGUAACGUCUCGCGGCAUUAUGACCUAAGCAAUGAACUUUUUUCUCUAUUCUUGGAUGAGACAAUGACGUAUUCUUGUGCAAUGUUUGAGAAUCCGUGUGAAGACUUGAAGAAUGCACAGCUUCGGAAAGUCCAUACUUUGAUCGAAAAGGCAAGGAUUAAUAAAGAUCAUCACAUUCUAGAGAUUGGAUGUGGUUGGGGAAGUUUUGCACUUGAAGCAGUAAAAAAGACAGGAUGCAAAUAUACUGGCAUUACAUUGUCGGAAAAUCAGCUGCAAUACAUAGAAUUAAAAGUGAUAGAAGCAGGUCUGCAGGAUCAAAUUGAACUUCUUCUUUGUGACUACCGCCAAUUGCCGAACAACUAUAGAUAUGACAGGAUAAUAUCAUGUGGGAUGAUAGAACAUGUGGGGCAUGAAUAUAUGGAAGAAUUUUUUAAAUGCUGUGAAUCUUCAUUAGCUGACAAUGGUAUUCUUGUUCUUCAGUUCAUAGCAGUAGCUGAUGAAAAAUAUGAUGAGUGGAGGAGCAGUGAUGGAUUUGGCACAGAAUACAUAUUCCAUGGUGGAUGUCUGCCUUCACUUAACAGAGUAAUAUCUGCUAUGGCUGCCUCAUCCAGACUUAGUGUGGUGCACUUAGAAGAAAUAGGAUGUCAUUAUUUUCACACCCUCAGACAUUGGCGGCACAACUUCCUUCAAAACCAAAGUAAAAUUCUUGAUCUUGGAUUUGAUGAGAAGUUUAUACGGACGUGGGAAUACUAUUUUGACUAUUGUGCUGCUGGAUUCAAAUAUUGUGUUAUAGGAGAUUAUCAGAUUGUAUUCAGUCGACCUGGUGAUGUUGCUGCAUUUGGAAGUGUUCCAUACAAUCCUCUGCCUUCUACCAGCUGAUUUCUCAGGGUGUUUGCUUUCAGUUAUUGAAAUAAAGGCUUGAUGUUUUAGUUGUUGGAUACUACUAAUAAAUGAUGUGUGAAAGUAACAUAUUAGAAGUCUUCAGUUCUAGGAACUUCAAUAAAUGCAAGUACAAUUUUUUUUAUUAUCACAAUAAAAUCAAGGAGGUUCAUACUAUAA